UAAUCUGUCUCGAAAAAAACAACCGCCAAACAAGUCUCAAUUUAUUUAUAGAAUUAAUCAAUUUUCAAGCAACGAAAUUAUUGCAAAUAAAAAUUUGUGGUGUACCUCAUGGAAAACAACGAGAUCAAUAUAGCUAAGGAAGCUUUAAAAUAUCGUUUGCGGUGUGGAGCUACAAAUUUAUUUGAAGAGUAUGAACAAGAGAUUGAACAUAUCAAAAGCCUGCUUUUAAGAUCCUCGGAAAUAGCAGAAAGUAAUUCACUAAUUGUGGUUGGCCCAAGAGGAUGUGGAAAAACAACAAUCAUACAAAACAUCCUGACUGAGCUCAUGUCGAAGAUAACUUUCAAAGAAAACAGUAUGCUAGUCAACUUGAGUGGGCUCAUACACACUGAUGACAAAAUUGCAUUAAAAUCGAUUACAACACAAUUGGAUUUGGAUAAUGCAACGCAUGGAAAGAGCUUUGGCAGCUUUGCCGAGAAUCUUGCGUUCCUACUGCAGUGCUUGAAGUCAGGCAACAAUCGCAAAUCCAAAAGUAUUAUUUUUAUCCUAGAUGAUUUUGAUAUUUUUUGCGCUCAUCACAACCAAACACUUCUCUAUAACCUUUUUGACGUGGCGCAAUCGGCACAAGCUCCCAUCUGCGUGGUUGGACUAACGUAUCGCUUGGACGUUAUUGAGUUGCUAGAGAAACGAGUCAAAUCGCGUUUCUCUCAUCGUCAAGUUUUUUUGCAUCCAAAGCAUGACCCGGAAAUAUGGACUGAAAAACUAAAGCUUUUAUUGACUUUUGGGAAUGAAAUUAGUAAAAAAUUAGACGUUAUUCCAAAGGCCUCAAACAAAAUGCUAGCGUUCCUCCAAAACACUUAUGACUCGUCAAAGUAUGUCGUCUCUAAAUCCCUCCAAAAGAGCUGGAAUCAACAAGUGGAAAAGUUGUUCAAACAUAAAGACAUCCUUUCGUGCCUGGAAACUCUCUUUAGUCUGGAUAUCAGUGUAACGUCUUUAAAAAAUAUUGCAUGGGACUUACUUCUUACCCUAAAUUCAGACAAUCCAGAGUGGAACCCAGCAUUAGUUUUGAAGACGCUUGAGGACUUUUUGCGAGAUGACAAGGUGCAAAUUCUGUCUGGCCUGUCUGUGUUGGAACUCUGCCUUGUUAUUGCGAUUAAACAUCAAAGUGAGAUUUACGACAAUGAUCCGUUCAACUUUGAGAUGAUUCUGAAUCGGUUCCAAAAAUUUUCCAAUUCAAGUACGACUAUGCAGGGGAUGGAACGAAGUUUGGUAUUUAAAGCAUUCGAACAUAUCAAAGCUCUGGAAUUGAUUGCUCCAGUAAGUGGCUCAGGACUAACGAAGCAACAAAAAGUUUUUCAAAUGUACAAGUUUAUGCUGACAUCGGGACAGGUGAAAAAAGCCGUCACUAUAUACCAAAAUCUACCAGUCGAUGUCUCUCAAUGGGCAACAAGCUCAAUCGUAUAAAAAAAAAUAAGUAUUUUUGUAUUGUGUCCUAAGUAUUUAUUUGUAUGUAUAAUGAAAUUGUUUUAAUACAUGUUUAAAAUAAUUUUAUUUUUUUUAUAAAAAAAAAAAUAGUCUCAAUGAUUCGAUUUCAAGGAAGUCCUUAAAGCCCACAAAAAUCCAAUUGAGAAAAA
Culicoides brevitarsis is the source of this 1631-nucleotide messenger RNA. RefSeq names its product origin recognition complex subunit 4 (gene Orc4). Gene Ontology annotation, biological process: DNA replication; DNA replication initiation. Gene Ontology annotation, cellular component: nuclear origin of replication recognition complex; nucleus. The record is from RefSeq and is a predicted model, not a curated record. The transcript is spliced from 2 exons. Lineage: Eukaryota; Metazoa; Arthropoda; Insecta; Diptera; Ceratopogonidae. Gene Ontology annotation, molecular function: DNA replication origin binding; ATP binding; ATP hydrolysis activity. The coding region runs from base 109 to 1461 and encodes 450 amino acids.